Crotalus tigris (Tiger rattlesnake) is the source of this 1107-nucleotide messenger RNA. RefSeq names its product mas-related G-protein coupled receptor member H-like. Gene Ontology annotation, cellular component: membrane. The transcript has a single exon. The record is from RefSeq and is a predicted model, not a curated record. Gene Ontology annotation, biological process: G protein-coupled receptor signaling pathway. Gene Ontology annotation, molecular function: G protein-coupled receptor activity. Lineage: Eukaryota; Metazoa; Chordata; Lepidosauria; Squamata; Viperidae. Bases 1 to 1107 code for a protein of 368 amino acids.
AUGGCAGAGUUUGGCCCUACCUCUUUAGCCGCUUCAGAGAUAAAAUAUAAUAUGUACAACCAUUCAAAUUCCUCAUUAUUUGCUUCAGAGAUGAAAUAUAAUACUCACGACAAUCCAAAUUGGACUGACUUUGAAACUUUCCAAUUUUCAAAUAUUCCAAGUUUUAUUAAUAUUAUCGUCUUUAGAGUGAUUCUUUUUACUCUCUGCUUUUUGGGACUUGUAGGGAAUGGAAAAGUCAUCUGGAUCCUUGGUUUCCAUAUGAAAAUGAAUUAUUUCUCCAUCUAUGUCUUGAAUUUGGCUGUGGCUGAUUCUGGAGUACUCAUAAUGGAGGCUUUGAUGCAAAUAUCCCAGAUCCAUUAUCGAUAUAAUUUUAGAAUAGAUUUUAUUUUCUUCCUCCUUUAUUUUGUGUUAUACAAUACUAGUCAACUUUUACUAAUAAGCAUCAGUGUGGACCGUUGUGUAUCUGUGCUUUUUCCAAUUUGGCAUCGAUGCCAUCGGCCACCAAAAUUGUCCCUCACUGUGUGUGUUAUCACCUGGGUUCUGCCCAUUGUGUACUUUGCCUUGGAAAUUAUAUUUUCAGAGAGUUUUCUAUUGUUUCAACUGAUUUUUAAUGGUCUCAUUUCUUACCCACUGGUGGUCAUUUCCUCUCUGAUCCUGCUUGUUAAAAUUUUCCUUAUUCAACCCCAGCUAAAGCGUAAAAAAGUGUUGACGGUAACCUUGCUUUGUCUCAUAUGCUUUAUUGUAUUUAGUUUGCCUCUGAGUAUACUUUCCAUUAUUACUUACAGUAUACUAAGAAACAAUGAUUUACAUUCGCUAGUCAAUGCCCUGUUUGUGAAUUCACGAAGAGAAAUUAAAGUGAAGUUUGACUUUAUUUUAACUAAUGCACAUAAUGUUCUUCCCUGGAUUCAACAUAUAAUUAUUCUUGUAUUACUAUCUAACAUCUGUAUUGCAGUUAAUAGCAGCAUCAAUCCAAUUCUUUAUUUCCUGGCUGGGAGAAAUAAAGAGGAUCGAUCCAGAGUAUCCAUGAAACGUGUGCUUCAAAGGGUUUUCAAAAACGAGGAAGACACCAAAGAAGAUGGAACACAGCCUAAUGAAAGCCAGUUAUGA